This is a messenger RNA of Odontomachus brunneus, 5217 nucleotides long. It is a transcript of the gene dlp, whose product is annotated as glypican-6. The transcript has 8 exons. The record is from RefSeq and is a predicted model, not a curated record. Gene Ontology annotation, biological process: regulation of signal transduction; regulation of protein localization to membrane; cell migration. Gene Ontology annotation, cellular component: extracellular region; plasma membrane; synapse. The coding region runs from base 1462 to 3129 and encodes 555 amino acids. NCBI's taxonomy places the organism in Eukaryota, Metazoa, Arthropoda, Insecta, Hymenoptera, Formicidae.
ACUUCUUUCUCAGUGUAUAGCUGAAAUUUAUGUGAGAUUACGAUCGUGUGGUUUGAUAACGUGAAAAAUAUCAUACGUUUUCGCUCGAUUGACAGUCAGUCGAUCACGACAAGACGAUCUCGCGCUUUUGCCCGAAACGAAAUAUUAUUUCAGCAUUCGUCCUACAUAUUCCGUCGAAUUUGAGUAACCAAUGAAAAAUCUCGAAAUAUAACACAAAUUGGAACUACCCAACCUUUCUCAGGUUAUGCGAAGGAUCAAGGGGAUAAAAUUAGGGAGAAGAAGUAAGGUGUUCAGGUUUUAUGCUGAAAAAGAAAUAAUUAAAAAUUUUUUGUGUGGGAUAUGAAGUUUAUACACUGUAAUAAAUUUUAUUUUGCAAGAGGAAAUCUUAUUUCGCAGAAUUAAACUUUAUAUUCCACAAAUUAAUUUUCAUAUAUUUCUUUCUUAGUGUAUGUAACCUAUAUUUUUCACAAGGUUCUAAAGAAUAUGCAAAAUUUUAUCCAGAUUGGUCGAAGAGUUUAGGAGUGUAUAGGGAACAUACAGAUAAACAUUCUAUUUUAUAUGUAUAGAUUGUACAGGCUAAAGAAAUAACGGGAAGGGAUGAUUUACUAAAAAGAGAAUUCUUUGAUAUUUAACUAUCUCAAUAUUCUACCUGCAUUGGAUUUUUAUUCUUAAUUUCUGCAAGAUGUAUAUUAUAACAAUUAUGUAGGUUAACUCUGUAGAUGGAAUAUAUGUGACCAAAAAAUAUAUAAUAAUGUACUGAAUAUAUAAUAAUAUAAUAUAUAAUGUAUAUAUAAUAAUAUAAUGUACUGAAUAUUAAGGCGGAGGUGAAUAGAUCAAGUUUUCUCUUUCGUUCUGCUGAUUAUUGUCUUUUAUCGGUGUUAAAAGUGUUUUAAUGGGAUUUAGAGGUGCAAAAAAGACAUAAGAAAGAAGCUGUUGCCGCUGCAUCUUGCGUCCUAUAUUACGUCCUGGAGUCAAUUCCAGAUCGUCGUGGCCGAGCACUCAACCUACACAAGAAGUACAAAUCGAUCGAUCCGGAUAAUCGCGCAUUAAACGACGAAGAUCGUUAAAUGAUAAAGCUUUCAAAACAUUCUGAUAGCUUCUAGAACCAUCUAGAAGAUAGAGGUAUGUUUUGAAGUCGUUGACUGUUUACAUCUUCCAGUCGCCAAAUAUACGUGUUGUUCAUGGGCGGUUGUGGUGGGAGGAGGGAUUAUUUAUAUAUUUGGAGACUCUCGCGUAUUUGUCCGUACUUGUUCGUGAGUGUGUGUUGGCGUCGCGAACUACGUAUAUCGGCGAAUUAAUCGUUUCCGUUGGUUUCUGAAAUAUUUAAUCGGCGUUAAUUAACUCGAGUUUCGCGCUCUGAUCGAGUCAUGUCUACGCGAGUGUCAGUGUGCACCCGGAGUGUGUACCGUAACGGAAAGCAGUCAGGAUGUUGGAUCGAAAAGUCGGGAUGGAGGACGCAGGAUGCAGAGGCUUCGACAGGAAUACACGUUUCCAGCGAAGGAACUGAAAGUAUGCGGCAGCGCGAGCAGCGGCGGUGAGGUGUGCUGCUCGGCCGACAUGGAAUUGAGACUGCAGGCGCGAGCACGCGACAGCCACGAGAAGACUACCAAAGAAACACUCCACAAAAUGCACCAGAUACUGAACGCGCGAGCAAACAGGUUCCACACUUUUUUCAAGGAUCUACUGUCAACCAGCAAGCGAGGUUUUCACGACAUGUUCAAGAAAACCUAUGGCAUCCUCUACGAGCAGAACGCCUACGUCUUCACGGACUUCUUCCAAGAGCUAGAGAAUUAUUACGCGAAAGGAACGGUGGACCUGGACGACGCCUUGGACAAUUUCUUCAAUAUCCUCUAUCAGAAGAUGUUUACCGUGCUCAACAGCCAGUACACAUUCGAUAACAAAUAUCUGGAGUGCGUGAGCGAUCAUAUGAAGGAGAUGCGACCGUUCGGCGACGUGCCGCCGAAAUUAAGCGUGCAGAUUAAACGCUCCUUCGUGGCCACGAGGGCUUUCAGCCAGGCCUUGACUGUUGCCGCGAACGUAUUAAAAAAUAUGCAAACGCUGAAACCGUCUACGGACUGUGCAGCUGCCCUAACCAAGAUGACAGCUUGUCCGUACUGCAUCGGCAUACCGAAUAACGUGGUGGCGUGCAACGACAUGUGCACCAAUGUGAUGAAGGGUUGCUUGGCGCAGCACGCAGCACUCGACGCUGAGUGGAAUCACUUCGUCGAUGCCGUGGACAAGAUCGCCGACCGGCUGAUCGGACCAUUUAACAUUGAGGUGCUGGUGCGCCCCAUCAACCUGAAGAUCUCCGAGGCGAUCAUGAAUUUCCAGGAGAACAGCCAAGACGUAUCGCAACGUGUAUUCACUGGCUGUGGCCGGCCGGUUUUGGGCAAACGUAAGCGUAGGGAUAAUCGCGAAUUGCAGCUGGAGUCAUUGAACUUUGACCAAGAAACGUUGACGGACGAUCGCGCCCAGGCCGUCGCGCUUAUGGACAAGCUGGUGAAAGAAAUCCGCCAACGAGUGCGCGACUCCAAGCAAUUCUGGGUGUAUCUGCCGUAUCGAUUGUGCAACAACGGUAUGGGUAUGGGCCAGUCUAACACGAAGGAGUGCUGGAACGGCACGCACAUAGACAAGUAUAGAUACCCGGUGGCCUCGGACGGCGAGUCUCAGAAGAACAACGCGGAGGUGCGCAGCGUAGGACCACGGUCGACCAUCGUCAGGGACCAACUCUACGCGCUCACCACCAUCACGAACAGAUUGAAGUCCGCGUUCAACGGACAAGAUGUUGACUGGAUCGAUACGGAGGAAACAUUCUACGGCUCUGGCAGCGGCUCAGGCGACGGUGCCUUCACCGACGAUGAAGAUGGCUUCAAUGAGAGUUCCGGCUACGGUCCUGCGGAACCAGAACCGCCGAAGCAACCGCCCCCGGUGGUGCACGAGGUCGAGACGCCGCCGCGGAUGAACAUCGAACCGAAGACUGUCGGCGCAAGCAACGCCAACAACCAAACUACCGUGGACGGCGCCAAUGGCGCCAGCAGGCAGAAGAUGUCUCUUAACAGGGCGCUGACGACGUACCUGCUGCCGAUAGUGAUGAUGUGGUUCGGCGGUUGUCUCACUGAAUGGCUGUGAUCGGGUGGAUCUCGGGACGAGCGUAGCACAGUGUAAAUAUUGCCCGGUUCGCGAGCCGAUUGAUGGAAAAUGGACUUUUGAAGAAGACUUUUUGAAUGGACUUUUUGGAUGAAAAGGUCGCGCGUGGAUCGCUACGAAACGUACGGAUCAGCUUGUGCCGGUUCAUUGUCGAUCCGUUGCAGAUCCGUGAGGAGGACGCGGAUCAACGCGAGAGGAAGGAACGCUUGAUGAGGAUGGACGCUUCUGCGUUCUUUCCUUACUUAUCGACUUGUCGACUUGAAGCGAGAGUACUCAUGGCCAUAGCGUGGUCGCUAACGCCGUGCGGCGGCGAGGCCGAAGGUGAGGCGAGGCGAAUCACGCGCGAUUAAUGGAUUAUUGUUGGGACAAGAGAGACGACGCCUCCUCUCUCAGGCGAGGGAAACAAUGCGAGCGCGAGUGACCCAGCGGAAGCUUUGUCUCGCCGGGUAGAAGAGAGACGGCGCAUUCUUCGACUGUGUUGUCCCCGCCAUUCGGUUUUAUUAUCGCCGCCGAGCUGGCUGGAAUUAACAGUACCUCCGAGCGAUGUUUCUUCCCCUCCCAGUUCGUCGGGCAUGCCUCCGCUGUGAUCUGGUCACCCGCGCUCUCUUUCUCUUUCCUUUGCCACGUGAUGGUGCGAAAAUGCCUUUCGAAGUGUAGACGUGUACUUUUUCGAACUUGCGAAACGAUCGUGUCGGAAACGGAAACGGGGCUCCGAGAUGCAUGCAAACGAUCCUGUUUUCCCGAGAAGAAGCACUCUCGGGAUGAAAUUGUUGCGCCAUUUAACUCUAGGAAGGUAGCGUGAGUAACUUUCACUCAUAUUGAAAGCUUCAAAGUUAAAAAGGCAGUGAUAAUUUAUGAUCAUCUUCGUGUGUAAUUAAAGUAGGAGUGAGUAAUCUCUACUCAUUCAAGAAAUAUCUCAGAGCAGUGGCAUCCAUUUCAGUGAACUGUAAGAUAAAUAUUAGAAGAAAAGCUUAAGGUUUUUAAUAUGCGUGAAAGUUAUUCGCGUUGUUCAUCUAAGGUUAACAUUUCCGAAUUUUAGAAGGGUACACUGCGUUAAACGUUAUCAGACUUACUGCCAACUAAAAAAAAAGAAAAGGACAGAAAAAAAAUUGUAAAUUAUAUCACGGCGGUGGGGUAACCACAUUCCAGUUGGAUCAUGUCUUUCCUUCUAAUUUUAGAUUUACUCUAUGGUCUUUUGUCGAAAACUAGUAGGUAUUCCCGAUUGAACAUUCAGAUUUUUACGUAAGCGAGUUGUCGUGAAAGAUGGAAAACUCAUUCCGAUUGGAACGAGCUGUCCUUCCGGGUUUUCCAACACGCGGCAUAUCGGAAUUCUCUACUGCCACAACGGGAAAUUCAGACUUAUUAUUAAAAUAUUUCACGCUGUACUGUAAUGCUGUUCUCGUUCAUCUCUCUUUUGGUCACGAGAGAUGUGCGAUUAGGGGCCGAGCCGUGCGGCUAUAAAGAAGAAGACGAUCGUCGAUCGGACGACGCGACUGCAUAUCUUGAUCUCGCGUGCGUCACGGUGUCUAGCGCACCGGGUGAACGUAAAUAAUCGCGACAGGCGAUGUAGCAAUCCGCGCGCCAACAAUCCCGACGAGAGGUAUAUGUAGUUUCGACAUACCCGAUAUACGUAAGAGGAGCCGAGCGGAGUAUACGACAAGCGGAGAAGCGGGACUGAAUAUUUAUUAAGUGUUCGUCGUGUGAUCGACCGGGAACUCGAAUGCGCGAGUCCUGGAAAGCGGCGGGAGGCAUGAACAAUCAGAAUCCUCGUUCUAUGGAUGGAUUUCCGGAGAAGCCGCGCGUUGUACUAAUUACUGGCUUGCUUAAAUGAAUAAUUUCGUAUUUUUUAUUCGACAGUCUGUUGGCAGAUCCACAUAACUCACUGCGCAAUCCAAAAUAAUAAUUCUCACCUACCAGAAGAUCAGCAUAUUUCAAUCAUAUUAUAAGAUACCAAUAUCUUAAUUAAGUUGUACCAUAGUAUUUUUUACAACGUUAAACGCGACUGUCUCCUGUUUAUAUUUCAUGUCGGCAUUGGCUGCCUAGAUUUCGAACGAAUAAAAAUCAGAUUGA